AUGUCGACUAUUCCUUGGCUACUAUAUACAUAUGCCUGGAUGCCAUACCCACGGCGCAUCUCAAUCUACCUUCGAGAGAAAAACAUUCCAGAAUCUCUGAUUCGCAUCAUUGAUUGUUGUGAUCCAGCAACUGAAGGCAUGCUGAGGGAAGAAAAUCUACCCGCCAAACCAGCCGGCAGUCUCCCAAUUCUGGCCAUUCCAAAUCACGGUGGCGCGGAUGGACACUCGGACAAGGGAUACACCUAUAUUCGUCAAUCUGUCGCCAUAAUCAAGUACAUUGACGAGCACUGCGACCAAGGCAUAUUAGGAUUUCCAAAGUCAGAAUACUCUAUGACGGGGGAAAGUGCGAUAGAGAGAGCAAGAAUUGCCGAGAUUUGUGCCCUAGCAGAUGAUUGUUUGACGGGGUGGAACUCAGUUCGCACGUUCGGCUCUGCAGCUGGUGCACUGAAGGAUCCUGCAGCAUCCAGGCAAAUGAUGACAUGGGUCAAGAGAUCACUGCAGACGAUUGAGCAAUGGUGGAACGAUCGUGACAUGCAACUCCUGCGCACGGGAGGCGUGGGGCAGGUCAAUUUGGGAGACAUUCUGCUCUUCCAAUUCCUGCAAUUCACCAAGGAAGAUUACGGUGUGGACAUGACCAAAGGGACCAACACCGUGAUCAAGGAUGCGUACGAUCGAGAGAUAUUGGAUGACUACCCCAAGCUUGCCGAGUUUUACGAGGCUUUUGGGGGUCGUGACAGCGCUAUUCUCGAUGGAGACCGCGGCGACAUGGCGCCAGAAAGCGCAUCCAAAGUAAUGAAGACCUGGUGGGAAGGAAGCUUGGCAGAGAGCGCGGCAUUGCCUGUAUAG
Molecule: messenger RNA, 846 nt
Organism: Exophiala mesophila
Lineage: Eukaryota; Fungi; Ascomycota; Eurotiomycetes; Chaetothyriales; Herpotrichiellaceae
Exons: 1
Coding region: 1-846 (281 amino acids)
Source: RefSeq, a predicted model, not a curated record